AUCGGAACGAUUGGUAAUAAAUUUCGAAGAAAUGUACCUACGUAGUAUACUUACAUACAUAUCUACCGAUAUCCUCUUGAACUUGCUUAUUCGUUUCUCUCGUCGACUGAACGAAGGACACAUUUGCACUAGUACAAUAUAUACAUACGUACAUACAACAUAUAUAUAUAUAUAUAUAUAUAUAUAUAUAUAUAACACGUAGGUAGAUAGAGAAAGAGAAAGAAACAAUGUGAUAGAAAAAAUAGAGAGAGAAAGAGAGAAAGUGAUAGACACGAAAAAGGAUAGAAGAUAGGAAGAAUUUCUUCUCUCUCUCUCUCUCUCUCUCUUCAACGACUAUACGAAGACGACACGACAAGAGGGAGAUAAAGAGUGAAAGAGAGGGAGAGAUAUUGAGAGAGGGAAAAACGAGACGAUGUAACCUGUUGCCGCGGGGGAGCACUUUAUAUCCAUCCACCUCGUAAACCGUAAUGGUUAAGUGGCAUGUAGAUACGAUCGAGCACGAAUUGAAGAGAGAGAGAGAAAGAGAGAGAGAGAGAGAGAGAGAGAGAGAGAGAAAGAGAGAGAGAAUGAAAAAGGGAGAUAGAGAAAGAUACAGAUAAAGAGAGAGAGAGAGAAAGAGAGACAAAUGGAGGCAAAGAGAGAUAAAGAUAGAGAAAGAGAGAGAGAGAGAGAGAGAGAGAGAGAGAGAGAGAGAGAGAGAGAGAGAGAGAUUAACGUUCUAUACAGUGCGACGUAUGCAAGCGCCCAUAUAAAGGGCUUCACAGGAGGAAUUAUACUCCUUCGUAUAUAUAGUGUUAUUACAUACAUAUGCGAGUCGUACAUUAAAACCGUAUUACGUCGUCGUGUGCGUAGCGUGUUCCGUACGAUUGCUUCGACCGUCUGUAAACUUAACGGGGAAUACAACGUGUCGCGGAAUCGUGUCGAGUUGCACGGAUUUGCGAGUACCAACAUUCACCGGGUCAAGUAAGGAGGAAAGUUCCUUUGGUGGGAGAGGUUCCCCGCUACCUUACCGGAGGACCCUCGUCCUGACUUCUGGUUACAAGGAGAAGGAGCUCUACUAUACACCAAUGCAUUGCGCAACAAUGCACCGCCACCUGCACUCGUUUCGUCACACAGCGGCUUUAAUCGGCUCUCGACGGUACCUGCCUCUGACUCGCAUUACUUUCGCCAAUUAAGCUUUGACGGUCGUCAUUGUGUUUAACUUGAAUAUGAAAUUCAAGUCGCGUUAUUUCAAAUCAACGAUCCGAUUCGAAAUAUGACGGCUAUCGUAAAUUGUAUUAGAACGAAAGUUCACGUGCUCUUUUCGCGUUUCCUUCUUCCUAGCAAAUUUAUUUUUAUUUAUUUCUGUUUCUUUUUUUUUUCUUUUUCUUUUUCUUUCUUUCUUUUUUCCUUUGCGUCUAAAGCUUCCUCGAUCGAUUAAUUUUAUAUUAGGAGACUUUCUUUUACGCUAAAUCGUAAAGAUCGAAAAACGAUCGUACGCAACUUCACGCAUAUCGAUCGUCGAUUUAUUUUAAAUUCGAUAUGAGUAUCAUCAAGGUUAAGUAUUAUGGUAAUAUAUUAUGUGGUAGAAUCGUAAUGUAUUUUUUAUUAAUGGAACGAAUUGUUUAGAACAUGUUUCCAAAAGUAAUGAUGACGAUAACGACGUCGAGAGAAUAUCCAUCGAUAAAGAAGUUUUGGUGAAUAUCGACUGUCCUGUUGGGCUUAUAUUAGAUUAUGUUCGAGAAGUCGCUCGUUUGGAUAAAACUUGUAUACAAAUUUUUUAUAUAUUAAUUUGUAUAUAUAUAUAUCGUUUGGGUCUUUAGAAGGUGAAUGAAUUUUUAGGUAAGAUUGAUUUAUGCGAUGAAUUGAAUUGUCAAUUAAAAAACUUGUCCAUUGCUGAACCAUCUACUUCAGGAUUACAUCUUCUUCAACCGGAUAUCAUCUAUUUUGUAGUUAUCUUUUCAAUGAAAGAUGGUUCGAACAAAUUGGGAACGAAUAUUUUCUUUAAAUGUGUCGUCUCUAACUGACGAAGAGAUCGAAGAUUUAUGUCCUACGAUAAUGCGUUGCAAUGUUGAUGAAAUAUCCGAUAUACACAAUCUUCAAACACUUAUGAGAAUUUCUCAAGAAAUGUUGCAGUAUAAAGACAAUCAAGUAGAAUCUUUACUCAUAGAAUGUGGAGAAUUAAAAAAUACAAUUUCGACAUUGAAACCGGAUGUUACUAAACAGAAAGUUAAAGGUCAGAUCGUAUCUGAUUCACAGUAUGAAGAUAAAAGUUUUAUUAAGUCUUCUGACACAAUGGAAACUGCCAAUCACGAGACUGUAAUACAAGACAAAAAUGAAAAAAUAGAAAAACUAUUGACUGAAUUAGAGGGAUUAGAUAGAGAAAAUACUAUUUUGAAAGAACGAUUAGGAAUGUUGAAAGAAGAAAUGGAGGAUGCAACAGAGAGAAUGAAUGAAAUGACUGAUGAAUUAAGUUCUGCACAAUCGAAAGUCCUCGAAUACAAAGAAAAGAUAUUAGAUUUGGAGCGUGAAAAUAUUGCUUUGCUCAAUCAAAUAGAAGAAUUAACCAAUCAACAAAUGGAUAGAGAUAAAGUAAUAGAUGAAUUUGGAGUAGCAAUAGAUUCUAGAAUAGCGGAAUGGAAGGAAUUAUUAGAUGAAAAGGAUGCGGAGAUACACCAUUUAAGAGAAAAUUUAUCGCAAUCCUUAUUGCAAUCGGUUACAUCGGUUAAAGAAGAAAAUAAAUCGCAGAUAGUAUAUUUAAACGAAGAGAUUAGUAAUCGCGAUAAGAUUAUAACAGAAUUACAAAGUAAACUUUCCGAAGCAGUUACAGAAAUAAAUGAAGGAAGUGCUAUUAUAGAGAAGUUACAAGCCAGUACAAAAAAGCCAGAAAAAGAGGAGAAGAGGAAGGAACAAAAAGAGUUAUUAAAAAAAAUGCAGGAUGCAAGUAAUCAGAUAUCUGAUCUACAAAAUGCAUUGGAUCAAGCGCAGGAGGAUUUAAAAUUAAAGAGCACCGAAUUAUGUGAAGUACUAUCAACUUUAAGAAAGUAUCAGGACGAAAAUCAUGGAUUAACCGAAGCAUUAAAUGAAAUCAAGGAUUUAAAAAAUGAAUUAAAUCAUAAAAGAGAACACAUAGAAGAUCUUGUUAAUGUGGUUAAUAAGUUAGAGAUGUUAAAUUCUUAUCAAGAAAUGGAAGUCCUAGCACUCAGAGAAAAAUUAGGGAUAUCAGAGGAUGAAUCAAUUUCCAUAGAUAAUAUUGUUAAAAAACGUAAAGAAGAAGAGAAAAGGAUGCAAGACCUCGUUCGGCAGAAUAAAAUGUUAAUAGAUGAAAAUCUCGAAAUGAAAUCGACCAUAAGGCUGCUAAAAUCAAGUAGAUCGCGUUUACCUACAAAGAAAUUAGAUUUUUCAAGCGACACCAUAGAUAACAGCACCGACUUUUUGCACUCCACUAAAUUAUUGGAAAUUGCUGGAAAUCAGGUCGUUGAUUUUGAAUCCAUUCAGAUAUAUCAUAAAACUGAUAAAGAUAUUAGAAAACAAAUGCAGCUAGUUAUAGAAGAGAACGAAGCUCUUAGAAGAGGCAUGCAUGAAAUUCUGGACAGUAUACGCAAUCAAGACGGUAAAAGUUCAGUAGAAGUUCAUUCAUAUACUUUGGAAAGAUUAUUGGAGGCAUUAGAUGUAAGACAUUUGGCUGGUUGGUAUCAUCCUGCUAUGAGAUUACAAGAACAUUUGAAUGUUAUACAAGGUAGCAACGCAGAAUUAAGAUCUCAACUUAAACAGAUUAGAAAGGAGCUCAACAGGAAGGACGCUAUAUUGCAAGAUUUAGCAUUGAGUAAAGGAAUAGAUUUAGAGAGAUUAAAUACCGACGAUUCUGAUGAUAACAAAAUAAUGUAUAUCUCUGAAAUAAAAAAUAUAGAAAGUAUACAUCAAAGAGAAAUAGAGGAAAGGGAGAAGGAAAAGGGAUCAUUGAUAGAAGAAAAUAAUGAUCUACGAUAUACGAUCGAUAGUUUAAAUCUUCAAUUAGAAAUUUAUGAAAAGGAUAGGGUGACUUUAGAGACCAGCGAGGACGAAGUUAAAAAAGCUUUUGCGAUUAAAACGAAAGAGUAUGUAGAAGUUGCUAACGAGUUGUUGUUAUUGAAAAGAAAAAUUGUACUUUUGCAAGAGCUUCUUAACGAGGAGUCUGUCAAGACGUAUAAUUAUCAGAAAAAUAUGCUUGAGAAAGAAGGUUCUCUUAAAAGAGCAUUGACCGAUGCUAAUAAACAUAAUAAAAUAUUAGAAUGCGAGAUAAUAAGAUUGCAAAGUAAUUUAUCUAAUUCGAUAAGUAUUACGGAAUAUAGCGAACUAAAAGAGAAAUACGAGGAAUUAAAUAUAAGAUAUCGUUUUGUUCUCGAGAAGGACAGGAUAUUCUUUGAUAAACGUGAAAUUGAAUUAUUAAAGGACGAAUUAGAGCUAACGAAAAAAGAAAAAUCUCAAUUAAUGGAUCUAUUAAAAGAAGAUGUUUCAAAGGAGGAUGAAAAUGAUAUUGUUCGACAGUUAAAGGAUUGCAAAGCUAAGGAAUUGAUGGAAAGGCAACGUGCCGAUCACACGACCAAAUUGCACGAGAUAUCUCAAAAUCAAUUGGCUAAGUGCGAGUCGAAGGUUCAAGAACUGACUAACAUUAAUUGCGAAUUACAAGAGAAAUUGAUCGAGAUACAUAAACAGUUAUCAAAAAUUAUUGUAUCCACGCAAAAUAUUCGAGAAAAUAAUAUCGACGAUUCUGAAUUGUCGAACGACGUAGAGGAAACUUUGAGAAUCGAUAACGACACGUUGAAAAGAAAGCUCGAAAUCGCCGAGGAGGAGGCUAAAUUGCAAUACAUGUUGAAUUCGUUAAAGACGUUGGAAUUAGAUAAUCUGAGACAUCAGAUUUUGGACUUGCAAGCGAUCAGCGAGGACAAGGCUACGAUAUCGAGACUAAAUUUUGAAUUGGCCAGUAAGAAAAGUAAUGAAAUGGAAUUGAACGCACGUAGGUCACAGCUUGAAAGUGAAAUAUCUUAUUUGCAAGAGGAACGUGAAAGAUCGAUGAUAAAUUCUGAUAAGAUGCGAGCCAAUAUGCAAUAUUAUCGAAAGCAAUGCGACGAUCGUUGCAGGACGUACAUAGACGUAAUAGAUUUUUUACAAAGCCAAUACGCAGGAUCAUCCUCUAUUAGCUCGCUCGAUAGAUUAACGUCAAUGGUUGAAAAAUUAAAAACUGAUCGAAUAGAAUUAGAUAUGGAAAUGAAGAAGGCGAAGGAGUUUAGUAAUCGUGUUAUUUCCCAACAGGAAACGUUAACAAAUCGUUUGGAGAUUGUCGAACGUUUGAAAGAUAUAUUGGAAGAACAAAUUGGGGGUGAGAGCGUGCAAGAUAUUUUGCAAAAAUUCUCCGAAAAUUCGCAAUACGUAUUAAAUGAUUUGAAACAAAAACGAAGGAUAUCUCAUUUGGAUAACGAAUUGCAAAUGGCUAAUGACAAAGCCGCGAAAUACGAAUCGAUGAUUACGACAAUGGAGAACGAAAUGAUCAAUAUGCAAAGAACUUGGAAUCGUCAGGGUGAGCAAGCGAUGGUAUCAAAUGAUGUACAGAUUAAAGAAACGAAAACUGACACGGUGGAGAAACGAUCGGUUUUCGUACAAGUUACGAUAGAACUCGAUUCGACGGAGAUACAAACCGAACCAUACGAUUGUUGUUUAAACAAACAACGAGAAGAAUUAGAAGGUAUCGUAGAUACGCCAAAGGAAAAAUCUGUUCGAGAAGCAGGUAACAAUACCGAGGGAACGAAUGAUAUGAAUUCGAUGAUUCAAUUGAACGAACGUUUAGCGGAUGCAUUGAAACUCGCGGCGGAUCGUUCUGAAAUAAUAGCCAAUUACGAAUUAGAAAUGUCGAAUUAUCGAGAGAGAAUAGAUGUUCUUAAUAAAGAAAUUAAAGAAAAACAAUCUGAAUUAACAAAAAGAGAAAUAAAUAUCGUCGAGCCUACGUUAGAUAUAACACCUGUCGCGAGUAUCGAUUGUACCGACAAAUUGGCAUUGAGAUCAACGGUGAACAGUUUGCAAAAGAUUGUCGCACAAAAGGAAGAAACGAUAUUGAGAUAUAAGAAUUUAAUGAAGGAAGAAAGAGAGGAGUAUGUUAAAGUUACGUGUUCCUUGGAAAAGGAAAUGAAAGAUUUGCGUUAUAAAAUAGAAUUGUUGGAAGGUGAAAUGAAAAUCGAGAUAGAUAAAGAGAAAGAAGAUAUUACGAUCGAACCUGUUGUUGACGAUGACCUUAAGAAGAAAAAAUCUGCUACCGUGGAUAAUGCAGCUCGAGAAGAGGAGAUCGCAAGGAUGAGAGAACGAAUAAAUACUUUGGAAGCUGAUUUGCAUAUUACGAAAGAACUUAGUGGUCGAUGGCAUCGAUUGGCAGAAGAGAGAUUGAAACAUAUCGAUCGUAUAAGAGAAAGACUCGAGGAACAACAUAAUACGGAGCUUGAAAGUUAUCGGUCCGAGAUUACAAAGUGGCAAUCGGAAGCUGACACGCUCAGACAACGUUUAUCGGAAGAUCGUGUUGUUCAUACGAAAGGGAAUAUAUCUCUUAUGAAAGAAUUGCAGGAAAAAGAUGACAAAAUACACGAGCUUAGUCUUAAUUGUCAACAAUUGCAGAACGAGAUCGAAUUGUUGGGAGCCACGAAUCGAUCAUUGCCAACACGUGUGAUCGAUCAUCGUGACGAACUUAGAAUGCACGAUAUUGUACCUACUACCCAACGGGAUCAGCCUCAAUCGCAGAAUCAAAUAGAUGUUUUACGUAAACAGUUGCAAUCCCUGAUGGAAAAGGAAAAAAUGUAUAAGCAUGAGAUCGCUGAACUGAAGCAACGAGUCAGUCGGGGAUACAUGGCGGUAAAAACGCAAGAGAAAAAAACUUCUCAGCGCGAAAUGCAAUUGGAAAGGAAGGUAAAGUCUUUGGAGGAAGAGUUAGAAAAAAUGCGGACUCAGUUAGAGAGGGAAUAUUUGGUUCAAGAAACUAGAAGGGUGAAGACAGCGGAGGAACUUUCGUUGUGGGAGAAGCAAAAAAAAUGGCAGCAAACUGCAGAAAAAUUGCAAGAGAAGUUAAAGGAGAAAACGAACGAGUGUAUCAAGUUAAAUUCGAAUCACGAAAAAUUACGAUCGUUGGUUUCCUGUAUGGAACGCGAAAAGUGGUUUCUAAAGAGUAAAAUAAAAGAGGAAGCAUCAAACGUGUUGAAUGAUAUACCGUCUAGACCGAUCUCAGCUGCGCAUCAGAGUCUCGUGAUUGAUUUACAGAAGGAAUGUCAAACGUUGAGAGAACGUAUCAGCGAAUUGGAGAGGGAAAAUAGUCAUGAAUUAUUAAAGAAAAUAGAAGAGCAAAAGAAUUGUAUAGCUUCGUUGGAAGCUGUCAGUAAGGGCAACGAGUACGUUGUCGACAAAUUACAAAAAUUGGAAACCACCAGGGAUAUUCUCGAAAGAACUAAUUUGAAAUUGGAAAGCGAAAAUUUUGAAUUAAGAUUAGAAAUAGAAAAGGCUAACGCGGAUACGCCACGUUUGCGCGAAAAAGUCGAACAUCUAGAGAGGUACAUCGAGUUGUUGAAAGUAGAGAAAUCAUCGGAUUCGACACCUAGAUCAUCGAGCAAGGAACAUCAGGAAUUCAAUUCCAAAAAACCUGUUUUAGAACUAGAGAAAACGAUCUUUACGUUAAAGAGAAUCGUUGAAAAGUUACAAGCGGAGAACAAGAGGCUAAAGUUUAAUUCGAAAAGAAAUUAUUUUGCAUCUUCUGUUCAGGGAAAGAAAGUUUACAAUGCUAACGAAAAACCUUACGAGAAAUUGUACGAGGAAGCUCAAAAAAAAGUUAUAGACUUGGAAACGGAUUUGCAACUUGCCGAGCAGAGAAUAACGAUGUUGGAGAAAACGCAGAAGGAGGAUGACAACGGCGAGAUUAAUAUAUUGAAACAACAAUUGUCUCAUAAAUCAGAAUUAUUGGAAAAAGUAAAGCAAUUGUUAACGAGGGCAGCGAUAAACGAAAAGACUCUUCGUCAACGACUUCAGCAGUUGGAAUCUAAACAAACUUUGUCACCGAUACCAGAGUGUUACGUAACUGUACCUAAUUUGGAUUGAUAAUAUUAAGAAUAUUGAAAUAUUUCACAGUGAUGAUAUAGAUCUUGAUCAAUAAUUUAUUUUACAUACAGCAAGUUUUACAACGUAUAUAAUUAUGUAUAUAUAUAUGUAUAUGUAUAUAUAUAUAUAAUACAAUGUUUGUUUAUAUAUAUAUAUAUAUACAUAUAAUAUAUGUGUGUGUUAUUACAACGAUAAUUUAUAUAUUUGUACGCGAAGGCGCGUUGGCGAGUGUAAAUACAUCUUUACGAACUAAGCUUUCGAGCAUUAAAGCGAGCUAAGAGUUAAAGUUAACAACUAUCAUUAAUGGGGUUGAUCAUCAUGGAACACACGUGACUAGAUUGUAAAACGCUUUCGCGGAAUAUGUUUCCGUGGCGUUAAUAAAAUUAAUUAACGAAGGAAUAUAUAUUUAUCUCUCUCUGUUUUUGUUUGUUUUUUUCUUGUUGUUGAUAUUCGAUACUUUUUAAGAGAUAUCGGGUUGAUUAAUAAUCUCGUUUAAAUUGAAACAAUUCUGAAGGAAAAUAAUUGACGAGAUUGAACUAUCGUUGAAACGAAUUGUUGCAGCUUCUUCUGGACGGAUAUUAUAUAUGUAUACAUAUAUAUAUAUAUAUAGAGAGAGAGAGAUUCUAAAUAAAUUU
Molecule: messenger RNA, 8717 nt
Organism: Vespula vulgaris
Lineage: Eukaryota; Metazoa; Arthropoda; Insecta; Hymenoptera; Vespidae
Gene: Cep290
Product: centrosomal protein of 290 kDa
Exons: 25
Coding region: 1951-8082 (2043 amino acids)
Source: RefSeq, a predicted model, not a curated record